This is a messenger RNA of Gadus chalcogrammus (walleye pollock), 4480 nucleotides long. It is a transcript of the gene usp7, whose product is annotated as ubiquitin specific peptidase 7 (herpes virus-associated). The record is from RefSeq and is a predicted model, not a curated record. Lineage: Eukaryota; Metazoa; Chordata; Actinopteri; Gadiformes; Gadidae. Gene Ontology annotation, molecular function: cysteine-type deubiquitinase activity; cysteine-type endopeptidase activity; protein binding. The coding region runs from base 714 to 3998 and encodes 1094 amino acids. Gene Ontology annotation, biological process: regulation of protein stability; protein deubiquitination. Gene Ontology annotation, cellular component: nucleus; cytosol. The transcript has 31 exons.
AGGCUUCCAGGGAAUUUGUAGUACGAAUCUUGAAGUGCAUGGAAAUGCAGGGUGUUUUUAGGGCUUCAUGUAGAUGUUCAUGGUAAACACUAAGGCCCAAAGCCAUUAGCUUGGGAGAGCCGGCUAUAUUUUUGCUGAUGAUGCGUCCGUUGUAUACUUCCAAAUCAUUCCUCGUUUGGGUGUUCGGGAAUAAUGUUAGUGUUAAAUGGACAUAUGCACUUUUUUAUAUUCAAGUUUUGCGUACAUUGUAUCGGAAAAGCUGCAAUAUUUACCUUGUCAUUAAUUUAGUUAGGGUUAGGGCUCAUACACUCGUUUAUUCAAUUCGGUACUAGUGUAUAUUGUGUAUCCUACAGCCAAGCCAGUUCCCACUAUUCAAUGAAAACCAAUAAAUCGUAAAGUAAUAUUGUCACAAAAAAAGUGGAUCCCUUUUGCUUUGUGUUGGGAUGUUUGUAAACAUUCGUCGGUUGUCCCUGUGGCCCAUGCACGCAAUUAACAAUUAGGCACCCACUGCGAGGUAAAAUACGCUAAUACUUUUUAUUGAGAUUACUCGUCUGACGUGAUCAUCGCGCUCAUCCUAGUUCGGAUACCAUCUCAAAGACUGGUCGUGUUUAUUCUCUAAAUCGGAAAUUCGCAAACUCGAUAUAACAAAAGCUGGGGACACAGAUGACCCUCCAAGAAUCCCAGCCAACCCAGUGAUCAACGGCAACGUGGCCAUGGCCGAAGGACAAAACAACACGGAGGAAGACAUGGAAGACGAUACUAGCUGGCGGUCGGAAGCCACCUUUCGCUUUGUGGUGGAGCGCUUUAGCCGUCUCAGUGAGUCGGUGCUCAGCCCCUCCUGCUUUGUGCGCAACCUGCCCUGGAAGAUUAUGGUGAUGCCACGCUUCUACCCCGAUCGGCCGCACCAGAAGAGUGUGGGCUUCUUCCUGCAGUGCAACGCUGAAUCCGACUCGACGUUACUGACCUCUGAUUUGAUGGCCUCCAGGUCGUGGUCAUGUCACGCCCAGGCCAUGCUGAAGAUCAUCAACUAUAAAGACGAUGAGAAGUCGUUCAGCCGCAGGAUCAGUCACCUGUUCUUCCACAAGGAGAACGAUUGGGGCUUUUCCAACUUCAUGUCCUGGAGUGAUGUAACUGAUCCCGAGAGAGGCUUUGUUGAUGACGACAAAGUUUCCUUUGAGGUUUACGUCCAGGCGGAUGCCCCACAUGGAGUAGCCUGGGACUCAAAGAAACACACAGGCUACGUUGGACUGAAGAACCAGGGAGCCACCUGUUACAUGAACAGCCUGCUGCAAACACUGUUUUUCACCAACCAACUGCGGAGGGCAGUAUACAUGAUGCCCACAGAGGGUGACGACUCCUCAAAGAGUGUCCCCCUGGCGCUGCAAAGGGUGUUCUACGAGCUCCAGCACAGUGACAAGCCAGUCGGCACCAAGAAACUCACCAAAUCCUUUGGGUGGGAGACCUUGGACAGCUUCAUGCAACACGACGUCCAGGAGCUCUGCAGAGUGCUCCUUGACAACGUGGAGAAUAAAAUGAAGGGCACCUGCGUGGAGGGAACCAUCCCAAAGCUCUUUCGAGGAAAGAUGGUGUCGUACAUCCAAUGUAAGCAUGUGGACUACCGAUCCGAGCGGAUAGAAGACUACUACGACAUCCAGCUCAGCAUCAAAGGAAAGAAGAACAUCUUUGAGUCUUUCAAGGACUAUGUGGCCACCGAGCAGUUGGAUGGGGACAACAAAUAUGAUGCAGGAGAGCAUGGCUUGCAGGAAGCUGAGAAGGGGGUCAAGUUCCUCACCUUCCCCCCCAUCCUUCACCUUCAGCUGAUGAGGUUCAUGUACGACCCCCAGACCGACCAAAACAUCAAGAUCAAUGACAGGUUUGAGUUCCCCGAGCAGCUCCCGUUGGACGAGUUCCUGCAGAAGACCGACUCAAAGGACCCGGCCAACUACAUCCUGCACGCCGUGCUGGUGCACAGCGGGGACAACCACGGGGGCCACUACGUCGUGUACCUCAACCCCAAGGGAGACGGCAAAGUCAGCGUCAAGGAGCCCAUCUGGUGUAAGUUUGAUGACGACGUGGUGUCACGCUGCACCAAGGAGGAGGCCAUCGAGCACAACUACGGCGGCCACGACGACGACCUCUCUGUGCGCCACUGCACCAACGCCUACAUGCUGGUGUACAUCCGGGAGUCCAAGCUCGGUGAGGUGCUCCUGCCUGUGACGGACGUGGACAUCCCCCAGCAGCUGGUGGAGCGUCUUCAGGAGGAGAAGAGGGUGGAGGCCCAGAAGAGGAAGGAGCGGCAGGAGGCCCAUCUCUACAUGCAGGUCCAGAUGGUGACGGAGGACCAGUUCUGCGGCCACCAGGGCAACGACAUGUACGACGAAGAGAAGGUCAAGUACACGAUCUUCAAGGUGCUGAAGAGCUCAACACUCCAGGAGUUCGUUCAGAAUCUCUCCCAGACUAUGGGGUUCCCCCAGGACCAGAUGAGGCUUUGGCCCAUGCAGGCCCGCAGCAACGGCACCAAGAGGCCCGCCAUGCUGGACUACGAGGCCGACUGCAGCAAGUCGAUGAUUGACUUGAGCGACAACGAGAACCCGUGGACAAUAUUUUUGGAGACGGUGGACCCAGAAAUGGCUGCAAGUGGCGCAACGUUACCCAAGUUCGACAAAGACCAUGAUGUCAUGUUGUUCCUGAAGAUGUAUGAUCCUAAAACCAGAAGCUUAAAUUAUUGUGGACAUAUCUACACACCUAUAUCCUGCAAAAUAAGAGACCUGCUGCCCGUCAUGUGUGAGAGAGCAGGGUUUCAGCAGGAAACUAGCCUUAUCCUCUAUGAGGAAGUAAAGCCCAACCUAACGGAGCGGAUCCAGGACUACGACGUGUCUCUGGACAAGGCCCUGGACGAGCUCAUGGAUGGGGACAUCAUUGUCUUCCAGAAAGUCCCGUCUCCAGAGGCAGCUCUACGUUCUCCAGGGCCUUUGACACAUGAACCACUUCUACCCAGGGACGACCCGGAGAACGACAGCAGCGAGCUGCCCACCGCCAAGGACUACUUCCGGGACCUCUACCACCGCGUGGACGUCAUCUUCUGUGACAAGACCAUCCACAACGACCCCGGCUUCGUGGUCACACUCUCUAACCGCAUGAACUACUUUCAGGUGGCCAAGACGGUGGCCCAGCGGCUGAACACGGACGCCAUGCUGCUGCAGUUCUUCAAGUCCCAGGGGUACAGGGACGGCCCCGGGAACCCGCUCAGGCACAACUACGAGGGCACGCUGCGCGACCUGCUGCAGUUCUUCAAGCCCCGGCAGCCCAAGAAACUCUACUACCAGCAGUUAAAGAUGAAGAUCACAGACUUUGAGAACAGGAGGAGUUUCAAGUCCAUAUGGCUCAACAGCCAGUUCAGAGAGGAGGAGAUCACCCUGUACCCGGACAAGCACGGCUGCGUGCGGGACCUGCUGGACGAAUGUAAGAAGGCGGUCGAGCUCUCCGACAAAGGCUCAGAGAAGCUCAGGCUGCUGGAGAUAGUAAGCUAUAAAAUCAUCGGCGUCCACCAGGAAGACGAGCUGCUAGAAUGUUUAUCCCCGGCCGCCAGCCGCACCUUCAGAAUAGAGGAGCUUCCCAUGGACCAGGUGGACCUGGACAAGGACAGCGAGAUGCUGAUCCCCGUCGCCCACUUCCACAAGGAGGUGUUCGGCACCUUCGGGAUCCCCUUCCUGCUAAAGAUCCGACAGGGAGAGGCCUUCAGAGACGUGAUGAGGCGGAUCCAGACCAUGUUGGACAUCCAGGAGAAGGAGUUUGAAAAGUUCAAGUUUGCUAUUGUUAUGAUGGGCCGGCAUCAGUACAUCACAGAGGACGAGUACGAGGUCAACCUGAAGGACUUCGAGCCACAACCAGGCAACAUGUCCCACCCGCGGCCCUGGCUCGGCCUGGACCACUUCAACAAAGCGCCAAAGAGAGGCCGCUACACCUACCUGGAGAAGGCCAUCAAGAUCCACAACUAAAGCAACCCCCCCCCCACACCUAACUCUUCAUCAACGCGCGCCGCUAUUCCACCUCACACACAUACACACACAACACACAUACACACACGCAUAAAUAUACACACACACUUACACUAGAGUGUUCUGCGUGUGGCCCCACCAUCUGUUGCCCCCCCCCCGCACCACGCCCACUCGUCGUCCACAGAUGGAUCCGCUGUAAGGGAUCCCCUCCUUUUCCGUUUUGACUCGCCUUCCUUUCUCUCUGAAUGGCUGCUCUGCUUCACUCUCAUAGCUCAUAGCUCCUCCUCCCCUCUGUUGGGUUUCCUCGUAUCUAGAAUUGGCAGAUUUUAAAAAACCACACAAAAUGUACAAAAUGAAAAAAAAAAUAAUAAUCACACAGCUCAGAGGGGAGAAUUUUGAAACUUCUAAACUUUCAAUUAGUUGAGCUUUUGUUCUUCCUGGUCUCAUCCAGUCCCCUGCACCCCACGGCCCCCUCCGGCCCC